This is a messenger RNA of Leptonychotes weddellii (Weddell seal), 2011 nucleotides long. It is a transcript of the gene FASTK, whose product is annotated as Fas activated serine/threonine kinase. Gene Ontology annotation, molecular function: RNA binding. Gene Ontology annotation, cellular component: ribonucleoprotein granule; mitochondrial matrix. The record is from RefSeq and is a predicted model, not a curated record. NCBI's taxonomy places the organism in Eukaryota, Metazoa, Chordata, Mammalia, Carnivora, Phocidae. Gene Ontology annotation, biological process: regulation of mitochondrial mRNA stability; mitochondrial RNA processing.
CAGCAUGGAACCCAGGACCGCCCGGCUGCCGAGCCCGCGUUCCACCCUCCUCGCCGCUGCCGCCUCCUGCGGGAGGGGGAGGUGGUCGGGAGGGCGUAUCGAAGGGGCAAGCUGGGCUCCAGGCUGGGCACGACCACUAACCCGAUUCGUGACCUCGGGCUUAACCCCUUUUCCUCUCGGGGCCUUGGUUUCUCCACCUGUGAAAUCGAGGUAGCGCCAGCCCUGCCUACCACCUCAGAGGCGCGUAUGGAGCAUCAGAGGUGAUACGUGGUGCAUGUGGACUUGCUUUGUAAAUAUCCCUGUGCUGAGGACACCAAGGUGCUGUUUCAGAGGCUGGAAGGAGGCGAGAGAGGGGCGGGGUGGGGAAGAAGACUAGAGCAGUCACAAAGAAGGGGGAGCACGAGUGGGUUGCUCUGACCCCAGGGCCCUCUGAAUGGGGAGUGAGGUCAGGAGUAGAGAGCCGGCUUUUCUCCCCUUUGGAGAAAACCUCACCCCCUUUUCUGGGCUGCCCCUCAGGGUCUCCAUCACCCAACUCCAUGCUUCGAGUCCUGCUCUCUGCCCAGGCCUCCGCUGCUCGGCUGUCUGGCCUGCUGCUGCUCCCGCCAGUACAGCCCUGCUGUCUGGGGCCCAGCAAGUGGGGGGACCGGCCUCCUGGAGGAGGCCUCCAUGCAGGCCCUGUGCAAGGGCUACAGCGGCUUCUGGAACAGGCGAGGAGCCCUGGGGAGCUGCUGCGUUGGCUGGGCCAGAACCCCACCAAGGCUUCCCAUCAGAUGGGCCCCUGAUGUGUGCCCUGGAGCAGGAGAGAAGGUUCCGCCUCCCUCCGAAGCCACCUCCCACUCUGCAACCUGGCCUGCGCAGUGGGCAGAGAUUGGAAGCUGCUCUGAGCUGCCCUCGUUUCCUGAGGCGUCCGCAGCAGCACCUCAUCCGCAGCCUGGCAGAGGCCAGGCCAGAGGAACUGACUCCCCACGUGAUGGUGCUCCUGGCCCAGCACCUGGCCCGGCACCGGUUGCGGGAGCCCCAGCUUCUGGAAGCCAUUGCCCACUUCCUGGUGGUCCAGGAAGCCCAGCUCAGCAGCAAGGUGGUACAGAAGUUGGUGCUGCCCUUUGGGCGGCUGAACUACUUGCCCCUGGAACAGCAGUUUAUGCCCUGCCUUGAGAGGAUCCUGGCUCGGGAAGCAGGGGUGGCUCCCCUGGCUACUGUCAACAUCUUGAUGUCACUGUGCCAGCUUCGGUGCCUGCCCUUCAGAGCCCUGCACUUUGUCUUUUCCCCAAGUUUCAUCAACCACGUCAGCGGCACCCCUCAUGCCCUGAUUGUGCGGCGCUACCUCUCCCUGCUAGACACGGCCGUGGAGCUGGAGCUUCCAGGAUACCGGGGUCCCCGCCUUCCCCGAAGGCAGCAAGUGCCCAUCUUCCCCCAGCCACUCAUCACUGACCGUGCCCGCUGCAAGUACAGUCACAAGGAUAUAGUGGCGGAGGGGCUGCGCCAGCUGCUAGGAGAAGAGAAGUACCGACAGGACCUGACCGUGCCUCCAGGCUACUGCACAGACUUCCUGCUGUGUGUCAGCAGCUCUGGUGCUGUGCUUCCCGUGAGGACCCAGGACCCCUUCCUACCCUACCCUCCCAGGUCCUGUCCCCAGGGCCAGGCUGCCUCUCAGCCCACCACCCACGACCCUGCCCAGAGGGUGGUGCUGAUGCUGCGGGAACGUUGGCAUUUCUGCCGGGACGGCCGAGUGCUGCUGGGCUCCCGGGCCCUACGGGAGCGGCACCUGGGCCUGCUGGGCUACCAGCUCCUGCCGCUCCCCUUCGAGGAACUGGAGUCACAGAGAGGCCUGCCCCAGCUCAAGAGCUACCUGAGGCAGAAGCUCCAGGCCUUGGGCCUCCGCUGGGGGCCGGAAGGGGGGUGAGGGGGGUGCACAUGGGGCUCAGGAUGACCCCCCCCAAUGGGGGGGUGGACAGUUUGCACUUUGGCUCUCUAUAUUUUGGUUUCUCAUUAAAGUCCCUUUCCUUCCCCA